Eimeria mitis is the source of this 426-nucleotide messenger RNA. RefSeq lists its product as uncharacterized. The transcript is spliced from 2 exons. Lineage: Eukaryota; Apicomplexa; Conoidasida; Eucoccidiorida; Eimeriidae. The record is from RefSeq and is a predicted model, not a curated record. Bases 1 to 426 code for a protein of 141 amino acids.
AUGCCCAUACAAGGAUAUUUUAUACCGUCGCCGCGGCAGCGGCGGGGAGCGGGAGCUAGGGCUCCAGCUCCGGUGGUGCAACGGCUGCAGCGACGGUUGCCGCUGCUGCUGCUGUUGCUGCUCUUUUGCUGCUGCAACCCCGCAUUAGCAAGGCGGCCUUCUCCUGCAGACGCUGCAGUUGAAGCAGCCACAACAACUGCCCCCGCAGCAGAAGCAGAGCAGCAGGUUGCUGAUCCUACCCUGGAGCCUGUUGUGAUGAAGGAUGCACGCGAGAACCAGAAGCAGCUCAACUGGCGAAAGCACCACCACCACCAGCAGCUGCAGCAGCAGCGGCAGCAGCAGCAGCAGCAGGUCCAGAGGGAGAAGAAGAAGAAGAAGUAUAUGAAGAAGCAUAUGGAGGAGAAGACGUGCAAGAAACAGGAGUAA